AAUAUAUAAAAUGAGAAGGAGGCAUUUAUCUGAGUAUGAUGACAUUGAGGACUUCCUACGAAGUCACAGCAAUUUAGUGCCCAUCAAAUACUCUUACUCUGACAUAAGAAGAAUGACAAAAAAUUUCAAGCAUAAGUUAGGAGAAGGGGGUUAUGGUUCUGUAUAUAAAGGAAAGCUUCGAAGCAAGCGUGAUGCGGCUGUUAAGCUAUUAGGCAAGUCAACAACGGAUGGGCAUGAUUUCAUCAAUGAAGUUUCCACCAUUGGAACUAUUCGUCAUGUAAAUGUGGUGCAACUGAUAGGAUUUUGUGCAGAGAGAAGAAAGCAAGCUCUUGUUUAUGAGUUCAUGCCAAACGGAUCUUUAGAUAAAUACAUACUUUCUGAGCAUGAAAAAUCAUCAAUAAAUUAUGAGAAGAUCAAUGAGAUUUCUUUAGGGGUGGCUCGUGGGAUUGAGUACCUACAUCAAGGUUGCGACAAGCAAAUCCUACACUUUGAUAUCAAACCUCACAAUAUUCUUCUUGAUGAGAAUUUUUCUCCCAAGAUUUCAGACUUUGGAUUGGCAAAACUAUAUCCAACAGAUAAAAGUAUUGUGUCUCUAACUGCAGCUAGAGGCACAAUGGGAUACAUGGCUCCUGAAUUGCUGUAUAAAAACAUUGGAGGCAUCUCACACAAGGCUGAUGUUUAUAGUUUUGGGAUGAUGCUGAUGGAAAUGGCAGGAAGAAGAAAGAACUAUGAUGUUGUGCAGAAUUCGUGGCAGACUUACUUUGCGAAAUGGGUUCAUGAUCAGUUUGAAGAAACAAUAUUUAAAAGCAAUGCCACAGAAGAAGAGAAGAAGAUAGCCCAGAAAAUGAUUACAGUUGCUUUUACUUGCAUACAGCUGAGCCCAAGUGAUCGCCCCUCAAUGAGCAGAGUAGUGGAGAUGCUUCAAGGAGAUGUUGAUGUCUCAGAGAUCUUCAGAGCAUAGUACGAGAGACAGUUCGAUUUUAACAUAAGAUGUGUAAACAAGUUCUUAUAAUUAGAAUCAGAGGUAGUAUAUAUCAAUCUAAGAAAUAUUGUAAACCUAACUCUAGAUCAUUUUCUUAUGGUUUGAAAAUUUUCACGCAUUAGUUUUG
Molecule: messenger RNA, 1109 nt
Organism: Neltuma alba
Lineage: Eukaryota; Viridiplantae; Streptophyta; Magnoliopsida; Fabales; Fabaceae
Product: rust resistance kinase Lr10-like
Exons: 1
Coding region: 11-961 (316 amino acids)
Biological process (GO): protein phosphorylation
Molecular function (GO): ATP binding; protein kinase activity
Source: RefSeq, a predicted model, not a curated record